AUGCUUGAGCUGGAAAAAUUGUCAGCCGCCUUGAUCGUAUUCAGCCUCCUGCACGGCGUCCGAGGCGAUGAUGAAGUAUCGCUGGCUUCACCUAACCAUAUGGAUUGGGCAUCGCUGAACCGUACCGUGAAUGGUCGCCUUGCUGUAGGAAUUCCUUGGACAGAGCCUUGCUUUACAAUAUAUAAUGGCAAAAAUGUCACCCAAAAUUUUGCACAAUGUGGAUUUGUCCAAGCAAACUUUUUUGAUCAUCCUGCUCGCAGUAAUGCUUUCGGAGCCUACACCCUUCAAAACUACGAAGAGUGCAUGGCUACAGGAGAUCAAUGCGCUUUAGAUUGGAUGAACCCAGCCAAUCCUCUUGCAUUUAAUCCACCACAAACCUGCAAUCAAGGUAGCAUCCCUGACUAUUUCAUUGAUGUCCAAAACGAAAACGACGUCGUAGCUGCUUUAAACUUCGUCUCUAAAAAUAAUAUACCUCUAGUGAUCAAAAACACCGGUCACGAUUUCAAGGGUCGAAGCUCAGCACCUGGAUCAUUAGCACUAUGGAUGCACAACCUAAAAAAUAUGACCCAUGAAUCAAAUUUUGUUCCAGAAGGAUGUCAUACAUCUUCUCAAGAAGCUCUUACGCUUGCCGCUGGCACUCAGUGGCAGGAGGUCUAUGAAUUCGCGAAUAGUUUGGGUCUCGAAGUGGUAGGAGGUGCAGAACAGAGUGUAGGCGCUGUUGGAGGUUGGGUUCAAGGAGGUGGCCACUCGUCUUUGACCCCUAUGUUCGGAAUGGGUGCAGACCGCGUGCUUCAAUAUAAAGCCGUUACUCCAGACGGUAUUCUUCGUACCGUGAACUCAUGCCAGAAUUCAGAUCUCUUCUUUGCUCUCCGUGGGGGAGGAGGAGGAACAUUUGCUGUUGUUUUGGAGGCUACUGUCAUGGCAUCUCCAUCCCAGGCAUUCCGGGUGGCCAACAUCAAUUGGCCUGUAACUGACGAUAACCUCAAGAAAGUCCUUUCAAUCGUCGUUGACAAUGCAAUAUCAAUCGCGUCUGCAGGAUGGGGAGGGUAUCUGACGCCAACUCUUGGCAAUCUCGUUCUCAUGAGCAACAAAUUCAGCAGUAGUGAUGCCGAAAAAAUGUUCCAGCCACUUAUAUCACUUACCACGCAAAUGGGAGGAGUCUCAAAUGUAACCGAGUUUCCAAACUACUUGGAAUGGUUCAAUGCGUACUCCAAUGGACAGUCAGGUUCUCAAGACGGCGUUGCAGUACCCAAUGCACUUACCUCUCGUCUCAUUCCCGCGAAAAACCAUGAGACCGCGGCAGGACGGGCAGAGAUUUUGGAUGCUCUCACCAAUGCAUUCGCCAACGCAGAGUUCUCUCAGCUGCAUUUUACUACUCCUUUUGGCUUUAAAGGUUCAGAUGGGAAAGACACCAGCGUAAACCCUAUAUGGCGCUCGUCUCUGUACCAGAUCAUUCUCGUCAACCCAUGGGUGUACAAUGCAACCGUCGACGUCAAAAGGGCUACGUAUGCUCAAGGUACCAAGGCUGUUAACUUCCUGCGGGAUGUGACGCCAGACUCUGGAGCAUAUCUUAAUGAGUCUGAUAUUCAUGAACCCAACCACGAAGUCUCUUUCUGGGGAAUUAAUUAUGCCAGGCUUUUGCAGAUCAAAAACAAAUACGACCCUCGUCGAAUCCUUGACUGUUGGCAUUGCGUCGGUUGGGAGGGUCCUACUAGCCCAAGGUUUAAGUGUUACAUCUAA
Messenger RNA from Psilocybe cubensis, 1740 nucleotides. Its product is annotated as FAD-linked oxidoreductase. Lineage: Eukaryota; Fungi; Basidiomycota; Agaricomycetes; Agaricales; Agrocybaceae. The transcript has 17 exons. The record is from RefSeq and is a predicted model, not a curated record. Gene Ontology annotation, molecular function: oxidoreductase activity; FAD binding. The coding region runs from base 1 to 1740 and encodes 579 amino acids.